UCCAAUACAGUACGUAUUCUCAUAGGCCUGUGGUGCGGAGCAAUUUGUAUUCGUUACGUGCUCGGCGUGGUCGCCUCCCUCAACAUGUGAGGGUACUGAACCGAGCGAAUUGAACCGCGCAAAAGUUGUAACUCGGCUUGGCCUAUGUCGGUGGAACCGAGUUUCCCUGACAACAGUACAAGUUUGUUGAAUUUUCUUUAGUGUCAUCAAAGUGCGAUUCCGUUGGAUGAGAAAAUCCCCAAACGACGAUGCCCGAGCAGCAAAUUCCCGCCUACGAGAGGCCAUCUUCGAGCUCUUCGUCGGAGCCAGUAUCCCAAGAGCACUCCCUCGGUGCCCUCGAAGAACGCAGAAACAACGCAAAUGACCGCGAAAACCAGUUUGUGGCCAUUCGCAACCUGAUGAACAAUAAUCGCACUUCACGGAACGGUAUCCGUCCGGUGAUUCCACACAUCCCGUUCGAGCGAUCGUUCAUUCCUGCACCGACCCGAUACUAUCCGAUUGUGAUCCCAGCGGAACCGACCAUCGAAGACUUGUUGCGUCAAGCAGCCGGAACCAGUGAGUUGCACGUGGUGACCGAGAUCAAACUGAAAGUAAUCUCCCACCUGACCAGUCUGCAGAGAAUUCCGUUUUUCAUACCGAAUUUGCGGGCGCUCACGCUGGAGGGCAGUAUUGUGACGACCUUGAGAGAUUUGGGUUGCGAUAUGACGUCGCUUGUUUACCUGAACGUGAGUCGGUGCAGUUUGAAGAACUUGGAUGGCACCAGUGGGCUGGAGACGCUGGAGGAGCUGGUGGCCGAUUACAACACGAUCGAGGAAGUGGGUCCGUGCACCAAUCUGACCAUGAUCAAGAAGAUAAGCUUGAAAGGUAACCGGAUAACAGACCUCGGUAGUUGCACCUUCCUCGCGCUUUGUGAAAAUCUUGAAGUGCUGGAUCUUCGCGAGAACUUCGUUUCAGAGAAUCCUUCAUUCCGUCACAUGCUGAAGGAAAACAUUCCACAGCUCCGUUCCUUGAAUGAGAUUCCUUUCUCCGAAGUGGCUCGAGAGGAAAAUUCCGACAUGUCCAGCUCCGAGUAUCGAUCGAGCUCUUCGAGUAACGACGACGAACGUCGAGGCGGCCGCUGGGAUGUAGGAGGCGCCGGCGAUGGAGCUUGGAACGAACGGAGACUUCGACCGGCCACUAGUCAACAAGAGAGAACCGUUACUGUAGAGCUGUUGGACGAUGCCCGGCCCGCUUCAGCUGAUGCUACUAAAAUAAAGAGUCAGCUAACGUCCGGUGAGCCUAUUUGCGGAACUAUCGUUACAAAGGCGCGUCGAACACGACGGCAGCGCACCGCCUGGGGGGAAUCUACUUCUUGUUCCAGCAUGAGCAGCUCCGACUCAUCGUACUCGAAAGAUUUUCCCGAUCGCCUACCGCAGAAGCACGUCGAUUUGGAGCUGGGUGUUAUCGGAAUGCAAAACCAUUCGAGCGGAUCGGCAGCAGAUGCCACAACCGGUGGCGAUGAUUCACAAAGUUUGCUACGAGCGGCGCGAAUGUGGCGCCAACGAUCGCUUCAAACGCGGGAAGCCAUUCGGGAACAAGACCAGCUCACGAGGCAGAUGAGCGACGGUUAGCAACGUCAUGUGGGUUUAGAUAAAGAACUUUGUUGUUGAACAUAAUUGUACAGGUUUUAUUAUUGCUAA
Molecule: messenger RNA, 1679 nt
Organism: Aedes albopictus (Asian tiger mosquito)
Lineage: Eukaryota; Metazoa; Arthropoda; Insecta; Diptera; Culicidae
Exons: 5
Coding region: 249-1610 (453 amino acids)
Source: RefSeq, a predicted model, not a curated record